GAUGAUGCAUGUGAGAAAUUCUAUGGAUCAUGUCCAAUCUUACUUUGCUUUUGAAGUCUAUCCAUUUUACGCCCUGUGUCAUCAAUUCUGAAAGCAGAAUGGGAUUCCUGCCAAAUUUUCAUCUUACUUCUGCCAUGGAUUUUGCUAACAGAAGGCUUUCAACCAAUUCCCAAGUUACGUUCUUCUGAUGUUCCUCUUAUUGUCAGAUCUCUGCAGAAAUCAGCUUCGGAAUACAUAGCUCGUGCAGGAACAUCAAAAUUUGAUGAUUUCGAAGCUGCAGCAGACAGUCUUUCACCAUUGUUCAUAAGAGCUCCUUCCACUCAACUGUUACCUUUGUCAUUCAAUGAGCAACUGUGGCAGAAUAGUUAUAGACGUGAUUCACCUUCUUCUGGGUGGUUUGGUUUUAAUCAUUUCAUUCCGAGAUCUGCAAGAAAUUUCCCUACUAACGCGAAUCGAAAAGCUCGGAGCUCUUAUCUUCUAGGGGAAAGUUCACAGUUGCAUCCUAUGACAAAUAUUCAGAACUCUCAUCCCACUGAUGAACUGGAUCUAGACAUCGCGUUGAAGCUCAGACAACUUCAACAGAAUCUACGUCUGUUACCUCAGCAGAAACCUUUCGAGCAACCCCAUUUCGUUUUGAUGGAACAAGCAAUAAAAUUACCUACGGGAUUUCUUGUUCCUGCUGUGCGCAAUCAUCAGCAAAAGAUUCGUCCAAGGCAUUUGCACAGUCCAAACAAUAGUCCUAGACAUUCCCACAAUCCAAACAAAGAUAACCUAAGGCAUUCCCACAAUCCAAACAAAGAUAACCUAAGGCAUUCUCACAAUCCAAACGAUAGCCCAAAUCAUUCUAACUAUAAUCCGUCUUCUAACAACCAUCUUCAUAAAUCAGCGUCAGCUUUGACUCCGGUGACCAUCAAAAUCCUGCCUCUAAAACUGACUUCAAUAGAGAUAGCGAACGCAUUGAAAAGUGUGUCCUUUAUGCCUAUACCUCUAGACUUUCUGAACAUAAAAGGUAACGGAGGCGGAAGCGACUUUGAAGAUAAGCCAACCUAUAAUGACAGAGACGAAUCUCAACCUGAAGAAGGAUGGAAUGAUGAAGAAGAAGAUUUACCACCUCCAUCUUCGCAUGUAGCAACACCACAAGAUAAACCUCUCGGAAUUACAUAUGCGGAAGGCCGAAGAUCUGAGCGUUACAUCAAUAGAUAUCACCCCAGAAAAUAGAACCUGAUUCUAUGAUUAGAAGUCCUACAUUGCAGAAUAAGAUUAUUAUCAUCAAAAUAUUACUCUCAUAUCCUUUCAGAUCUUUGAGAGAAAAAAUAAGAUAUUCGUACAAAGAUCUUACGAAGAUUGUUUAUUGUUCCACUUAUGUUAAGAAAUGUGAAAAUUUUCACACAUUUAUGUUUUUCAUUUUGUCUUUGGUUUGCUAAAAAUGAAAGCAAAGCGUAACCUAAACAAUUUCAGUUAAGUACUGAAAACUUACAUUUUUCACUCCUGGUAAAUUUUUAGGCAGCAAGAAAUCUGGCAUUAUAAGUUUCUUAAAAUAAACUUUAUUCAAAAUGAUGAAUUUCAAGAUUCCUCAACGAGUUACUAGCUUUGAUAUGCAUUGCAUACGCAGAGUUCAGUACACUUACAAGGCGAUGGACGACCUGAUUUCCCAUAAUAUUUUCUUUCCAGUUACUAAAUAUAGGCACAGCGUCGAGGGAUAAUUCUAAGUUAUUGAAAAUUACAUUUUCACUAAAUUGCUUCUACUAGAAGCAGAAAUUUUAUUUCAAAAUUUUAAGCAUUAAGCGUUAAUUGGGAUAGUCGCAGCAGUACAUAACGAUUAAUUGUCGGAGAACAGAUAUGCAGUAUUAUCUUAGAGCAAUAACGAGUUUAUAAUCACUUCAUCAGAAAGGCUGAUGUUUUGCUUGAUAUCAUUUUGCGUUAUGUUGGGAAUCAGAAAUGUUAAAGAUAAAAUAAUGUGCUGUGCUGAAUGCUUUUUGAAAAUGGUUGGUAUGAAAAUUAUAUUUUACUAUCAUGUUAUUUACUUAAUUUGACAAUAUGUUAUGUAAUGAACGUUUAAUGGUACUUUAUGUACUAUCAAGCUGUAGAUCAAAAAUUAAAUUUUUUUAAGAAAAGAUAAUGGAAAAGAAUAAAAUAUUAAAAAAAAGAUUUUUCUGCAAUUUCACAUCCUGCCUGUUUCAUUCUAAUUUUUAAUAUUUUACUUCGUAUUCAAUUUACCAAAGCGAAAUCAGACAAUUUCGACAGUUAGAAUAUCAAAGGAAUUGAAACACCUUAAAAUUACGUCUACAAGUGUUUGAGAAGUGCAGAAGGUUCAAAAUCAUGAGUUUGGAAACCAUAAAAAUUUGAAAUGUAUGAGACACUGAUAAAUCAAAUUUCAAUUCAGACAUAUAGAAAGUUAAAGACAUAUAUAUAGACAUAUAGUUAUUUUAUCAAUUGUGGAAUUUGAGAUUUUAUCGGUACACAUGUUGAAUAAAAUACUUCGAUAGGGUCUUCGAAAUUAACAACUGUAUAAAAUAGAAGCUGCGGCUUCUUUUUUAUUGCUCAUAAUAAUAAUUUUAACUCUUUUAUCUAAGGAGCUAUGCUUUA
Molecule: messenger RNA, 2586 nt
Organism: Stegodyphus dumicola
Lineage: Eukaryota; Metazoa; Arthropoda; Arachnida; Araneae; Eresidae
Source: RefSeq, a predicted model, not a curated record